GGGGCUACCCCUGCAUUUCCUUCAGUAGAUGCGGAAUCAGCCUCUGCGCCUACAAUGUCUAAAACUGGAGCCAAGAUCACUUUCUACGAAGACAAACAUUUUCAAGGCCGCCGCUAUGACUGCGAGUGUGACUGUGCUGACUUCUACUCCUACCUAAGUCGCUGCAACUCCAUCCGAGUGGAAGGAGGCACGUGGGCUGUGUAUGAGAGGCCCAACUUCGCUGGGCACGUGUACAUCCUACCUCAGGGCGAGUAUCCUGAGUACCAGUGUUGGAUGGGCCUCAACGAUCGCCUGGGCUCUUGCAGAGCUAUUCACUUGGCGAGUGGAGGUCAGUAUAAGAUUCAGCUCUUUGAAAAGGGCGAUUUUAAUGGCCAGAUGCAUGAAACCACAGAAGAUUGCCCUUCCACCAUGGAGCAGUUUCGGAUGCGAGAGGUCCACUCCUGUAAGGUUCUAGAAGGCACCUGGAUUUUCUAUGAGCUCCCCAACUACCGUGGCAGACAGUAUCUUCUGGACAAGAAGGAAUACCGGAAGCCCAUCGAUUGGGGUGCGACCUCCCCUGCCGUCCAGUCACUCCGCCGCAUCACUGAGUGAUGGCAAGAGCAGGUCACAGAGUCC
Microtus oregoni (creeping vole) is the source of this 615-nucleotide messenger RNA. RefSeq names its product crystallin gamma S (gene Crygs). The record is from RefSeq and is a predicted model, not a curated record. Gene Ontology annotation, molecular function: structural constituent of eye lens. Lineage: Eukaryota; Metazoa; Chordata; Mammalia; Rodentia; Cricetidae. The transcript has 3 exons. Gene Ontology annotation, biological process: visual perception; lens development in camera-type eye. The coding region runs from base 55 to 591 and encodes 178 amino acids.